ACUUCCUGUUGGUUCACAUGGCGACAGAUACACAGUAGAGAGGAACGGAAGGAAUCUCAAACAAUUAAAGGGAAUAACAACGAUAAAUGGUCGAUUAAGGACAUCAAACGAGCAUAUAGUAGUCUGUUUGUGAAGUAAAAACUGUUAAACGAUCUGUUUUAUUGGCAUACUCUAACGUUAAUAUGAGUUUUAAGGAGAUUAAAUAUGAGCCUCGUCAAGAUUGGCAACAAACCUCGACUGGUGUCGGACAUCAUCACAGACCUGGCUAUUAUUUCCCUGAUUCCGAAUUCCAGACAUUAAUAAGAGAACCACUUCCUCCUCCACUUGCCAAACAGGAUGAAGUUACUAGAGAUCAACACUUUGAGACCACCACUGGGAAAGCCCACGAUAACAAAUAUCCAUAUGGACCAUUUCAUAAUACUGUCCAUACUAAAGCUCCAGGUCAUUGGAAAGUCAACUAUAUUAAAGAUUUAGCAGAAAAGUUGGAUAAAGGAGGCUGGAGGAAGCCUCUGUCUGCUGGCAAUCAGAUGUCAGAGACUAAAGAGGAAUUUAGAAACAAAGCAGGAGUAAGACAAAAAUAUCAUUUUGACGAUGCAGCUGGUCUGAACAUCCCACAAACGUACACACAGUGGGACCACCAUGUUGAAGGACCUUCAAAGUAUGGUCAAGGAUCAACACAGAAUCCAAAACUCCAGGCAAAACCAUUCUAUGUGAGAGACCAGGGUGUGCUUACACUAAUGGACCCUUACCUCACAACAACACAAAAAGACCAUAGAUCAUUUAAACCAGAUGAAUUGAAAAAAUAUCCCAAGAAAGAUGUAGCCACUUACUGGGACUGUGAGGAUUAUCCUAAAGCAUGGGGACAUGGAAAUAAACACAAUCCAGUACCAAAAGAUAAUGUACGUAGAGAACAGUUACCUAUGAUAGAUCCCACAUGGUUCAAAUCAAGGACAAAAAUACCUCGCCAGCCUAAAUCCUUACUGCCAGUGCCACAUGGAGGCCUCAAGUCACUGUACACAGAAUCUUUUAUCCAACCAACAGAUGUUAAAGCUAAAGAAAACUUCUAUUGUCCUGUAGAUACUCCAUGGGUCCUACCACCACCAGGAACUAAAUCUGUAAUGACAGCACCAAAAAUGUACAACACAGAAUACCAAAAUGUUGGCAGUGGAAAUCCAGUGACAGUGUAAAGAAGCCUCUUGACAAUGGACACUAUUCUGAAGAUUUUAGUUUUUUGAGAAAGUCAAAUCAUGAUAAAUUUCAAUCAUGGAUUAAGUUGACCUGAUAAAAUCAUAUUCAGUGCAAUCAAUGUUUUUAUCAGGCUAUAUUUAAAAAAAAUAGUUUGUCAUAGCCUUACUGACCAUUGAACAGUUGAUAAAUCAAUUUAAACAAAUCAAUCAUAAAAUAAGGAAAACUGAUUAAAACAAACAUAAAACAAAAAUCUUUAAUCAGAAUUUUUUUUUAAGUUUUCUGUGUUCUUAUCAGGCUAUGACAACCAAAUUAUAAUAUAUGUUGGCAUGUAUAAACUAUAAUCAUGUGUAUGAAUCAGAAGAAAAUCUAUGGUUUAAUCAUGUUACAACUCUAAAUUUAGUUUACUAUUAAGCAAGACUAUCUUGAACACUUUCUACGUUUUAUAUUUUGAGCAAGCAUACUGUGAUAUAUUUGCUUUUUAAGAAUUUUAUAUAUAUAUUGUUAUUUUUUAAUUUCAUUGUUUUAUAACAUCUUACUGAAACUUGUAUUUCUUACAUCAUAUUUUAGACUAUUUUAAUUCUAUAUCUAUAUUGCAUUUUAGAGCAACACAAAGUCUUAUGACAGCUGAUCAUGAUGUGUUGUAAAGUUUUUUAGAUAAUUCUAUAGUCAGACAGUUUUGUUUAAUAUUGUCUGUGUCACCUCAUGUUUUAUGUCUUAAGUUCAUUGUAUAAACUGUUUUCAACACAAGACAAAAUGAAAUAUUUGUGAAGAAAUAAAGAAAAAUAAUAAUUGA
This is a messenger RNA of Mytilus californianus (California mussel), 1981 nucleotides long. RefSeq lists its product as uncharacterized. NCBI's taxonomy places the organism in Eukaryota, Metazoa, Mollusca, Bivalvia, Mytilida, Mytilidae. The record is from RefSeq and is a predicted model, not a curated record. The transcript has 6 exons. The coding region runs from base 183 to 1187 and encodes 334 amino acids.